CGCCGUCCCAACUCUUCGUCUCGAUUUCGACUGCCGCCGACUGGCCACCACCGACCGACUUGUUUUGCCAACAACAUUGACAGUCGGCGAUCGCACCCAGCAAGUCCUGGCGCCGAGAUGGGCAACGUUAGCAGCGUCCCCGACGAGGGCGCGGCUCUCUAUCUUAGAGAUCAGAAUCGCUUAACUAUCUCAUCCGCCGUCAUAACUAGCCCAAAGAGGCGCACUUCACUAAACAUCGCUCCGAAUGCAUUUCCGGCUACAAGAGUAUCUGCAUCGCGAGGCGCUGGUGACUCCGCUCCAGUCGAGUUUAUCCUGGACGCCGAGCAAACUAGUUCCGGUACAGGCCCCGCCUUCCUGCUGAAGCUCUCCAACGAAGACGAGCUUGUCUUCACCUUUACAUUCAUCAUUCGGCGGUCGCAACAUGUUGUACAGAACCCAGCGAAUGGCGCCGACGCUGUGGCCCCGGUCGACACCCAGAUCAAUGGUUUGACCUUUGUUUUUGCGUCGACACCGCGAGAGGUCGAAAACCUGGUGACUCGAGAGUUCCAUGCCGACCCGAACCUCCACAAGAACCCAAAUGUCUCCCUCGUUGGGACCUACUCGACCGAUGGUAGCCCCUCAGUAACCUUCGACUGGACCUGGCGGUGGAAACCGCCCAAGAACAACGAGGACAGGGGCGGGGGUUGGAGGAAUUCAUGCAGUUUUGUUGAGUACGACCAGCGAGCCCAUCGGCUGAUUACCCUGGCCAGCUUCUCCUUCUAUGUCACGAACACAUCCCCGUACCUCAGCCAACCUAACUCACCGACUCCCCCACUCUUGAGUGCUCCUCCCAAAGUCCGCGUCGUGUCUGCACAGUCGCUGGAGUCUCAGAUCAGUACUAUCCCGGAACAUGAGGAGAUCACUUCGCCUCAGCAGCCCAGCGUCGACCUGGCAAGUGGGCCGUUCUCCGCACCACAGGCUUUGAAAGAACCCAUCAAGGUUGACGUGUCAUGCCCUCGGCCAACAGAGGACAUGUCCAUGUCAGACGACGGGCCGGUCUUUCGAGCAACCAUGAAGGCGCUCGAGCAGAAGACAGGCAACAUGAGGAUGCAGAUGAAGAGGCUGAUAAAGAAGGCUGAACACGUCUACCAGGCGCAGCAAGAGGCCAACGAUGCGUUUGCCGGGUUCAUGGAUGCCCUGAAGGAAGUCUCGGCAACGAAUGCAAAUGCCGUACAACCUGCCAUAGAGCAUUACUUUGACAAGAUUGCCCGCGAAAUCCUGGCGUACGAGCGGCAGAACACGGCUAACCUGCAGAAGAUCGUCAUUGACCCGGUGAACAAGCUCUAUCAGAUGGAUAUCAAGCAAGCCGAGGCCAAAAAGCGCGACUUCGAAGAGGAGAGCAAGGAGUUUUAUGCCUACGUCAGCCGGUACCUCGGCCAGCGCCACGACUCGGUCAAGGCGAAACAGAGCGAUUCGAAGUACCAGACGAAGCGCAAGAACUUUGAGCUGAAGCGGUUCGACUACUCAUCCUUCAUGCAGGACUUAUCUGGCGGCCGUAAAGAGCAGGAGAUCUUGUCCCACCUCACCAGAUACGCGGACGCCCAAGCUAGGUGUUUUCUGGGCACCGCGAAGAAAGUCGACGAGCUGCUCCCACAACUCGAAGCGCUGUCGACAGAAGUCCAGGAGGCCGAUAAGGAGUACCAGUACCAACGGUGGGAGCGAGAGGAGAAGAGGCGGCUCCUUGAAAAAAGCAAUCUACCUUAUAGUGAACCCGAACCGCCUUCUACGGCAUCAGGGCCUCCCCCACCUUUCGGCCAUGCCAAUGGCAAUCAGCCCAACUCCUCGGAUACCGAGAUCGGCCGUGCGGACAGCACGGGUUCCCAACUGAAGCCGACUCGCUCGAUAAAUACGAGCAACUCGCCCAGCGCCGUCGAUCUGAGCAGAUCACCAGGGAGCCUGUCCCAACAGGGGUCCAUUGGCAGCCCCGUGCAGAAUUCCAAGUUCAAAGGCAUUCGUGAUCUGGAGGAGCGAGAUCCUAGCCAAGCGGCACUCUCCGACAAAGAGGCACCAAACCGCAAAGAAGGCUUGCUUUGGGCCCUCAAUCGCCCCGGAGGUCAUGUAGACCCGCGUAGCUUGAACAAGCAAGGCUGGCAUAAGUUUUGGAUCGUUCUUGACCAAGGAAAGCUGUCCGAGUACAGCAACUGGAAGCAGAAGCUUGAUCUCCACAUGGAACCCAUCGACUUGCGCCUUGCUUCGGUCCGGGAGGCCAGGAACGCGGAUCGUCGGUUCUGCUUCGAAGUUAUAACCCCGCAGUUUAAGCGUGUUUACCAAGCAACAUCCGAAGAGGAUAUGAAUAGCUGGAUUAUGGCUAUCAACAACGCUCUGCAGAGCGCCGUUGAGGGUCGGGCGUUCAAAGAAAAGCCAUCAACGGCUCAUGGAGACUUGGGCUUCAAUGGCGUGGACAUCGGCUCCAUGUUGGUCGGCAAGAGCUCGUCGGUCAGCCACGGCAGCCACAGCUCAAGCGCCAUCCCCUUCCGACGGACGACUGUUGGCGCCCGGCCUAGCACGUCGCGCGGCAAUAGCUUCGAGGAUAGGCCCGACAAGCUACUGCAGAUGUUGCGGGAAAACGACCAAGGAAACUGCUGGUGUGCUGACUGUGGUUCCAGUAACAAAGUCGAAUGGGUCUCGCUCAACCUUGCAAUUAUUGUGUGCAUCGAGUGCAGCGGCAUCCACCGGUCAUUGGGUACACAUGUCAGUAAGAUCCGAUCCCUCACGCUCGACACGACCUCCUUCACGCCCGAUAUCAUCGAGUUGCUUCUCCUCGUUGGAAAUAGAGUCUCCAACAUGGUGUUUGAAGCCAAGCUGGACCCGGCCAUGAAGCUCACCCCGCAGGCGAAUCGAGAGCAGCGCCUCAGGUUCAUCACUGCCAAGUACGUCGAUCGCGCAUUCGUCGAGCCUAUCUCGCCUACCUUGUCGAGGUUCGCCACGCCCGAGGAGACGCUCCUUGCCGGGAUCAAGCGCAACGAGAUCCAGCAGAUCCUCUAUGCCCUGGCCCUCCGAGCAAAUCCCAACGCGGCCGACAAGUCCCGCGGAACGCACGCCAUUUAUCUGGCGCUUGCGGCAGCAGAUCCUGCUCCGCCGUCGCCCAUUCCACCGCAGGCGCUGGCUCCGCCAACCCCGACCGUCGACCGAGCGGUUCCCUUCCCCGUGGCCGAGUUCCUCAUCCAAAAUGGCGCCGAGAUACCCGAUUCUCUCCCGCAAUUCCCGCUCAGCGCGGCCGCCCAAGCUUACAUCGAGAUGAAGCGCGGCCGGAAAGCCGCCAUCGAGGCCUCGGGCUCGUACGACAGCUCCUCGGGCUCCCUCUCGUCCAGCGCCCCGCUGCAGAAUGACAACAAGCACAGGGACGCCAGGCUACAGAAGAGGGUCAGCGCAGGCGGCAGGCUGGCCAAGACACCCAUCCCGGAACGCUAGAGCGCGUUGGGCGUCGCGCUUGUCGCUUGUGGCGUGCCGUUUAUGCGAGCGUCGCGCCAGAGGGGGUAUUCCUCCGUGUGAAACAAACCCCCUGGUUUUGUUUCUUCUUUUCCUUUUUACCCUUCCUUGCACAUGUAUUUUCGCAUCGAUGAUUUGUAUUCACUGCUCCUGGACACAAACAUUUUCCGAUCAGGCAGUGGGUUAUUCUAUGGGGUUCUUCGACCAGUAAUUCCCGUUCAUGCUGUUGCUUUGUCUUCGUCCUGGUAUGAGAAUAAGAGAGAGAGAGAGAGAGAGAGA
Messenger RNA from Chaetomium strumarium, 3747 nucleotides. RefSeq lists its product as uncharacterized. The coding region runs from base 118 to 3450 and encodes 1110 amino acids. The transcript is spliced from 6 exons. Gene Ontology annotation, cellular component: trans-Golgi network; endosome; cytoplasm. Gene Ontology annotation, biological process: intra-Golgi vesicle-mediated transport. Gene Ontology annotation, molecular function: protein binding; GTPase activator activity. The record is from RefSeq and is a predicted model, not a curated record. NCBI's taxonomy places the organism in Eukaryota, Fungi, Ascomycota, Sordariomycetes, Sordariales, Chaetomiaceae.